AUGUUCAUGCACAUCAAAGCAUUUGAAACACAUGCUUUGGAUGGCCCAGAAACAGACAUCCUAAAGAAUUCAGAACAAUCAUUCCCAAGAAUCAAAAUCUACGGAAUGCAAGGAACAAACACAGAUAUAUUAAAUCUGUCGAAACACGUGAAUUGCGCCGGAGGAAUUGAAUCUUGGGGUGACCAAAUCUUGGAAAACAUGCGUGCAGGAAUGGUCAAUGCAUUGGCAGACGCUUUGUACAAUUACAAGAAUGCUAAAAGCGAAGUCUGGUUCUCAAGUGUAACGACAUAUGUAAUGACAAUUAUUACUUUAUGUCAAUUCACACGAGAAAUCGAAGAAUGCUUCGAUAACUUUGAAAACAAUGUAAGAACAUUUACGGAUUACAGGAAGAACUUACAGGAUAAGAUAGAGAAAUACACGAGAAUGCUUUAUAACCCGAGAAACAAAUACAUUUAUCCGAAAUUAACAUCGGCAAUUACAAUAAUUAAUUACCAAUUGUAUAUUUUAGAGAAAAUUAUUGAGUUUCCAUCGGGUUUUGAACGAAGAAACUUCUGGGAAAACAGAGUUAGAUUACGGUACAGACAAGCAACAUCAACAGUCGAAGUCUGGUUUGGCUCAAAGAACUUUAGUUACGGAUAUGAAUAUUGGGGAAAUGUUCCUCCAAUUUUCAUUUGUAAUUCGAAGUUUACUGCAAUUGAAAACAUUUGUGCAGCCAUCGCGUCAAACAAUGCAGGAAUAAUCCUUGGUGAUGCAGGAAGUGGAAAGAAAGAAUUGAUAUCAGCUGUUGCUGCGAUGUUUGGAAAACACAUCGCUUUUUGUCCUUCAUUUAAUGAUCCAAGUUCUGUUUCUGUUUUGAGAAAUGUUGCAGGAGCAAUAUUAUGCCAUUCAUGGAUUGUUUUCCCUGAUAUACAGAGGUAUUCGCAAUCAACACUUGCAAUGCUUGCUGAUAUUUACAGAGACAUAAAGUCAAAAGAAGACCUUCCAAUACAAUACGAAAUUGGAAAUUACACUGUCAGAUUAAGUGACCAAUUUAUUUUGUUCGCAACUGGUCCAACAGAAAUGAGAGUUCCUGAGACAAUUAAACACGAGUUCGCACCAAUUGUCAUCAAUGAAGUUGACGCGAAAUCAGCAGCAAACAUCGAAUUGUCUGCUUACGGAUUUAGAAAUUCAGAUUUACUUGCUGAAAGAUUAAUCACUUGUAUCAAGAGAAUCACAGCGAUUUUCGAAAAAUUACCAUGCAGAGGAACAAUAACAAACGCUCUUGCUGUCAUCAAAAUAGCUAAACUCUAUAUAGAAAUUGCUAAAACAAGCGAAAACGAAGAUUUUGUUUUGGCAUGGGCAACUUUUCAUCAUUUCCAAGCUUUCACUUCACUUGAAUUUAUACCAAUGUUGGAACACAUUAUUUAUGACAUUUUCUAUCCAACAAGUGAGUUCAACAUGUUCCACAUCUAUCUACCAAACAGAAUGGGCAAUUUCAUUGAAAGAAGAUGUGAAAAAAUCGAAGAAAAAAUACCACACGACAUGGACAAAUAUGUCAAAGGAAAAGUGUCAGAUUUCUUACGAUUACUUUUCACUACAAAAUGUGUAUUUGUUUAUGGAUCAUCUAAUAGUGGUAAGUCAUCAAUUGUAGAAGCUGCUGUCAACGCAAUUAACCAAACUGAAGAUGAGAUUCCGACCAAAGUUUUCGAGAUCUACCAUGCAGCGAAUACGAUAAAUGAAACAUUUGGAUGGUACGAUUAUCAGAAAGAUGGACAUGUAUUUAAUGAUGGAAUCAUUGCACCAAUUCUCAAAGAGAUAAGAGAAUCAAACAACAUGCAAUUCAUUAUUAAGUUCAAUGGCCCAAUAACUGAUGAAUUCUCUGUUUAUUUAACAGGAAUGUUGAACUCAAAACCACAAGAUGUCAUCAUGUUCAACAACUACGAAACAUUUAAUUGUGAAAAUGUUCAUAUAGUUGUUGAAACAGAUUCAAUUGAAAAAGUGACACCACAAAUUGUUUCAUUUGCUGUAUUUAUUCCGAUGCGCGAUUCACAAACAAUUAGAAGUGAUCCUAUACCUAUCUUUGAACGCGCCAAAGUCCAUAACAGUUGUCCUCCUGAAGGCUUGAAACACAUAAGAGAUGA
Molecule: messenger RNA, 2120 nt
Organism: Trichomonas vaginalis G3
Lineage: Eukaryota; Parabasalia; Trichomonadida; Trichomonadidae
Product: dynein light chain binding
Exons: 1
Biological process (GO): microtubule-based movement
Cellular component (GO): dynein complex; axoneme
Molecular function (GO): minus-end-directed microtubule motor activity; dynein light intermediate chain binding; dynein intermediate chain binding
Source: RefSeq, a predicted model, not a curated record